AUGUCAAAGCACACUUUGAGAAGUCUCAUGAAUGAAAGAGAUGUCGGAAAGCCCUUGAUUGUUCUUGGCCAUUACUGUCCUGAUUACUAUAGCUUUACAGUAAUUUUUGAAAUUGGGACAUGUGAGCCCUUCUGUGAUCCUUUUUGCAGUGCACAGGUCAAGGUUUCUUUUGGAGAAGGUAGAAGGGAUGCAAAUGUUUUGAAUUUUCUUUCUGGACAAUUGGUUGAAAACAGUCCUUUCUCGCUCUUGCUCGUGCCCUCUCCGCGCUGGGCCGCCGCCACCCCGCGCCGGCCGCUCGGGGACUGGGAGCGCUCACGCCUCGGACACGCGGCACCCCUGGCCGGGCGCAGCGGCGUGUGGAGGUGCCCGCCGGGCCUCGCCCCGCGUGUAGCUGCUGCCGUCGGCGCCCUUCCCCCGUGCAAUGGCACGGCGCUCGCACUCGCUUCCAGCAGGAGAGAACUAAGCCUGUCUGCUGGAUGUCUGCAGCUGGAGCGCAAAAGGAGAGAUUUCACCUCUUCUGGGAGUAGGAAGCUCUACUUUGACACUCAUGCCUUAGUAUGCUUACUGGAAGACAAUGGGUUUGCUACUCAACAAGCAGAAAUCAUUGUGUCUGCAUUGGUCAAGAUCCUGGAGGCCAACAUGGACAUCGUCUACAAAGAUAUGGUCACCAAAAUGCAGCAGGAGAUCACUCUUCAGCAAAUAAUGUCGCAGAUUGCGAAUGUGAAAAAGGAUAUGAUUAUUUUGGAGAAGAGUGAAUUUUCAGCCCUGAGAGCCGAAAAUGAGAAAAUAAAACUCGAACUACAUCAGUUAAAACAACAAGUAAUGGAUGAAGUGAUCAAAGUCCGAACAGAUACCAAAUUAGACUUCAACCUAGAAAAGAGCAGAGUAAAAGAAUUGUAUUCAUUGAACGAAAAGAAGCUGCUGGAAUUGAGAACAGAAAUAGUGGCGUUGCAUGCCCAGCAAGAUCGGGCCCUCACCCAGACAGAUAGGAAGAUAGAAACUGAGGUUGCUGGCCUCAAAACCAUGCUUGAGUCACACAAGCUUGAUAAUAUUAAGUAUUUAGCAGGGUCUAUCUUUACGUGCCUAACAGUGGCUCUGGGAUUUUAUCGCCUGUGGAUCUAAUAAAGUGUCUAUUUAGAGAUUUCUGUUUUGCCUUAAGAAAAAAAAAAAAAAA
Messenger RNA from Saimiri boliviensis boliviensis (Bolivian squirrel monkey), 1174 nucleotides. NCBI's taxonomy places the organism in Eukaryota, Metazoa, Chordata, Mammalia, Primates, Cebidae. The record is from RefSeq and is a predicted model, not a curated record.